CUACUACCCUUUUUUUCUCCAAGCGAGCAGUCAGUAGCAGAACUCGUAGGCAGAGCAAGAGAGAGAGAGAGAGUUUCAGGGAGAAGACAUGGCGGAAACUUUGAUGCCGAAGGGGGUAAUGAAGGGUCACUCUGACAUGGUGACCGCGAUCGCAACACCGAUCGACAACCCGGACAUGAUCGUCUCAUCCUCCCGUGACAAAUCAGUCCUCGUUUGGCAUCUCACGAAGGAUGAACAAACAUACGGUGUUCCUCGUCGCCGCCUUACUGGCCACUCUCAUUUCGUUCAAGACGUUGUCCUCUCGUCCGACGGUCAGUUCGCUCUCUCUGGCUCAUGGGAUGGCGAGCUCCGUCUUUGGGAUCUCAACACUGGUGCCACUACUCGCCGUUUUGUCGGACACACCAAGGAUGUCCUCUCCGUUGCCUUCUCCAUCGACAAUCGUCAGAUUGUUUCGGCCUCCCGUGACCGCACAAUAAAGCUCUGGAACACACUUGGUGAAUGCAAGUACACCAUUCAGGACACCGACAGCCACACCAAUUGGGUUAGCUGCGUGAGGUUCAGCCCCAACACGUUCCAGCCCACUAUCGUUUCUGGAUCUUGGGAUAGGACCGUGAAGGUCUGGAACCUCACCAAUUGUAAGCUCCGCUGCACAUUGGCCGGUCAUGGAGGGUACGUCAACACGGUUGCUGUUUCACCCGAUGGGUCUUUGUGUGCGAGUGGUGGGAAGGAUGGUGUGACCCUGCUAUGGGACUUGGCUGAGGGUAAGAGGCUUUAUUCGCUUGAUGCUGGAGGUAUUAUUCAUGCUCUCUGUUUCAGUCCGAAUAGGUAUUGGCUUUGCGCGGCUACGCAGGAGAGUGUUAAGAUUUGGGAUCUGGAAAGCAAGAGUGUCGUUCAGGACUUGAAACCCGAACUCUCUGGUGGAAAGAAUCAGAUGUUGUAUUGCACCAGCUUGAGUUGGAGCUCAGAUGGAAGCACUUUGUUCACCGGGUACACAGAUGGUGCAAUCAGGGUUUGGGGAAUCGGUCGUUUUUAGGCACUUUCGUCAUCAGCAGUUAAAACUUUUUGCAAUUCCGUUUUGUUUCUAGCAUUUCAGUUAUAUUUUGGUCAACAUUCAAUGUGUAGGAAGGAUAAUGAAUCUUCUUGUUUCUUUUGGUUUUUCUUUGUUUUUUGAUUGAAUCUUGGCUCAAAUACUGGUGGAUUCAUGGCAUGAAGCCUACCCUUCUCGUUUGCAUAAUCAUAUUCAGAGAAUUUUGAUAUUUAGGGAAUAUAAGUGAUACAAAUGUUCA
This is a messenger RNA of Telopea speciosissima, 1286 nucleotides long. Its product is annotated as guanine nucleotide-binding protein subunit beta-like protein. The coding region runs from base 89 to 1033 and encodes 314 amino acids. Gene Ontology annotation, biological process: rescue of stalled cytosolic ribosome; positive regulation of protein phosphorylation. Gene Ontology annotation, molecular function: translation regulator activity; ribosome binding; protein kinase C binding. The record is from RefSeq and is a predicted model, not a curated record. NCBI's taxonomy places the organism in Eukaryota, Viridiplantae, Streptophyta, Magnoliopsida, Proteales, Proteaceae. Gene Ontology annotation, cellular component: cytosol; nucleus. The transcript is spliced from 2 exons.